AUGGAUUCAGAGGCUCCUCCGGCGGAAUCGUCUGCCAACAAUUUACCGGACCGGCUCCCUUUCCCGCCCGUCACAUAUUCUCACAUCUUGCACUGCUCAUACCAUGAUUGGCACGCUCGCUACCGCACACUUGCCCCGAAAUCUCGCGUCAUCCCUCUGCCAGCCUCAUUUGUCAACUAUCUUCGCGCCGACGGCAUAGUCCUCCCGCCAGAAGCCGCACGCCCAACAGACGAUGAUGACUAUGAUACCUUCUCCGACUCUGGCGAAGAGGAACAAGACCCCUCAACAGAAUGGCCAGAAAUACAUACCCAGAUCAAGAACACAAUCACCGAAUUCGGCAAAGUCACACCAAAACUAAACUGGAGCGCCCCCAAAGACGCAACCUUCAUGUCCGCCACAAACGACACACAAUGCCAAACACCUAACGACAUCUAUCUCCUCCUCAAAAGCAGCGACUUCAUCACCCACGACCUAGACCACCCGUUCGACGACUGCGUUCCUGACCCCACCAACGGCCACUCUGAAGCUGAGAGCGUACUUCCCGAAGUGCCGUACCACCUGGUCCUCCGCAAAUACGCCAAUUUCAACCCGUCUCUUGAGUUCAGGUGCUUCGUGCGUAACCGCAAGCUUCUGUGCAUGUGUCAGCGCGACCAGAACCAUUUCGACUUCCUCUUUGAUAUGCGUGAUAUGUUGCGCUCUCGCAUCCAGUCAUUCUUUGACGAGAAGUUGCGGGAUUCAUUCCCGGAUCCGAACUUCACGUUCGAUGUUUAUGUCCCCGCGCCGCACCAGCGGGUCUGGUUGGUUGAUAUCAACCCUUGGGCGCAGCGGACAGACCCGUUGCUCUUUAGCUGGUUGGAGAUCUUGCGCAUGAAGGAUCCCAUUGGGUUUGAGGAAGAAGGCGACGAUGAUUUGAAUGGAGGCUUUGUGCGGAUUUCUUUGCGGGAUGGGAGUAUUAUGAUCCCCGGCUCUGCGGAGACCGAAGAAACUGAAGAAACCGAGGGUGACGAGGGCUCGGAAUCGUCGGAAGACGAGGCUGAGGAUCCUGCCGCAGAGGGCGAUGAUGACAUGGCUCCCUUCUUGCCUGAGUUCCGUCUAAUUAAGAAGAAUGAUCCUGAGGCGUAUUCUUUCAACACCCCACAGUACUCGGCUCAUAAGGUGCCGAGGGAACUUGUUGAUGCUUCGCUGGCUGGGCCUGCUGGAAUGAGUGAAUUUAUGGGCAAGUGGCAGGAUAUUCUGCAGCAGCAGAUGCGUGAGGAUCAGCAGGCCAGUGACUCUGAGUAG
Messenger RNA from Penicillium cinerascens, 1281 nucleotides. It is a transcript of the gene cdc123, whose product is annotated as cell proliferation protein CDC123. The transcript is spliced from 2 exons. The record is from RefSeq and is a predicted model, not a curated record. Bases 1 to 1281 code for a protein of 426 amino acids. Gene Ontology annotation, cellular component: cytoplasm. Lineage: Eukaryota; Fungi; Ascomycota; Eurotiomycetes; Eurotiales; Aspergillaceae.